AUGGGGCCCCAAAGCCUCCUCCUGUUGCCCUGGUGGAUCCUUGUCCUGCCCAACACUUCGGAGGGCUCCCACUCCCUGAGGUAUUUCUCCACCGCGAUGUCCCAGCCUGGCCCCGGGGAGCCCCGCUUCAUCGCCGUGGGCUCCGUGGACGACACAGAGUUUGUGCGGUUCGACAGCGACUCUCCGGCCCUAAGGGAGGAGCCGCGGGCACCCUGGGCGGUGCAUUUGGGUCCGGAGUACCACGACAGGAACACAGGGACCUACAAGGCCACCGCGCGGGCUCUCGGCGAGGGUCUGGACACCCUGCGCGGCUACUACAACCAGAGCGCGGCGGGCUCUCACACCCUCCAGGGGAUGUCUGGCUGCGACGACGUGGGGCCCGGCGGGCGCCUCCUCCGCGGGUACAGUCAGGUCGCCUACGACGGCGCCGAUUACCUGGCCCUGAACCGGGACCUGCGCUCCUGGACCGCGGCGGACACGGCCGCUCAGAUCACCCGGCGCAAGUGGGAGGCGGCUGGAGACACGGAGCGCCAGAGGGACUACCUGGAGGACUCGUGCGUGGAGUCCCUACGCAGAUACCUGGAGAGUGGCAAGGAGACACUGCAGUGCUUAGACGCCCCAAAAACAUACGUGACCCACCACCCCACCUCUGACCAUGAGGUCACCCUGAGGUGCUGGGCCCUGGGCUUCUACCCUGCGGACAUCACCCUGACCUGGCAGCGAGAUGGGGAGGACCUGACCCACGACAUGGAGCUGGUGGAGACCAGGCCUGGGGGGGACGGAAGCUUCCAGAAGUGGGUGGCUGUGGUGGUGCCUUCUGGAGCGGAGCAGAGAUACACGUGCCAUGUGCAGCAUGAGGGCCUGCUGGAGUCCCUCAUCCUGAGAUGGGUGCCCCCUCCUCAGUCCUCCAUCCCCACGGGGGGCAUCACUGCUGGCCUGGUUCUUGGAGUUGUGCUCACUGGAGCUGCGGUGGCUGCAGCUGUGAUGUGGAGAAAGAAGUGCCCAGGGGGAGAAAGAGGAAGCUAUACUCAGGUUGCAGGUGGAGAAGGAGAGAGUCAUACCAGGAUGCAGGUGGAGGAGGAGGGAGUUAUACCAGGCUGCUGGGGGAGGAGGGAGCGAUACCAGGCUUCAGGUGGAGAAGGGAGGACCUAUACCAGGCUGCAGGGGGAAAAGGAGGAAGCUCUACUCAGUCAGCAGUGGGAAAAGGAGGGAGCUCUACCAGGCUGCAGCGGGAGGAGGGAGCGAUACCAGGCUGCAGGUGGAGAAGGGAGGAUCUAUACCAGGCUGCAGUGGGAAAAGAAGGAAGCUCUACUCAGUCAGCAGUGGGAAAAGGAGGGAGCUCUACCAGGCUGCAGGGGGAGGAGGGAGCGAUACCAGGCUUCAGGUGGAGAAGGGAGGACCUAUACCAGGCUGCAGGGGGAAAAGGAGGAAGCUCUACUCAGUCAGCAGAUGUCUUCUUCCCAAAGGUGGAGAAGGAGGGAGUCAUACCAGGCUAGGUGGAGAAAGAGGAAGCUAUGCCAGGUUGCAGGGGGAGGAGGGAGCGAUACCAGGCUGCAGAUGGAGAAGGAGGGCGCUAUACCAGGCUGCAGGCAGAGAUGUGCCCAGGCUGUGAUGUGACUCUCAUAUGCCCUAAUGUGUGAAACAGCUGCCUUGUGCGGACUAAGUGAUGAAACAUUUAUUAUGUCCUGCUCUAUGACUUCCAAGAUCAUAUGUGUUCACUUUUUUGCAAAGAGCACGUGGAAGCAGGAAGUUUCCCAAGCCUGCUGCCUGGGGGAAGCUACUACUUGAUUCUGCUGCUUGCUGAAACUGAGAAGUUCCUGGGUGUACUGUACUACUCGUCCGUGGUGGUAGCCAUGACUACCUUGAACCCCUUCCAAAUAAAGAAUGCUUGUGCUAUGACGGACGGGAUGGCAAGUUUCCUCACACAAACUGCCGUUUUUAUUCUUGUGCGCUCAGCAUUUUGGGGAGCGAUCCCACUGAGUCUGCCAGUGUGGCAAUUAAAUGUCUCUCUCUCCACCUCUCUGAGUGCCUCUGAUUUCUCUGGGAAAUUGCUGUAACACUUGACUGUGUCUGUUUUCAUAUUGUCUAAUGUGAGGAGGUGGGAAGACUGGCCCAGCCCUGCCUUCCUAGACCCUUCACACCUCUGGCCUACACUCCAGCUCUUGUAUGUAUAAUUACAUAAAAUAUAUCUUUAACAAAAUAGUUUUGGAGAAUUACUAAUGAAGCCUCUGGUCCUGGACUUUUGUGUUUUGGAGGCUUUCAAGUUACUAUCUGAAUUUUCUUAUGGGGGCCUCCCUGGUGGCGCAAGGGGUUAAGCACAGCACUGUGAAGAUACUGCAGCCUCUGUGUCACUAGUUUGCUGCAUGGCGCAGCAGACCUCUCCUGUGUCACCUGCUGCUCCCCUCAGCAGUGUAUUUCAGUCAUUCUGUCUGUUCUGCUCCCUGCUUUGUCUCUGGUGAAUGCUUUCACCCCCCACCCCUGCACCUCUGGCCUGUACCCCAG
Molecule: messenger RNA, 2502 nt
Organism: Talpa occidentalis (Iberian mole)
Lineage: Eukaryota; Metazoa; Chordata; Mammalia; Eulipotyphla; Talpidae
Product: HLA class I histocompatibility antigen, B alpha chain-like
Exons: 25
Coding region: 1-1617 (538 amino acids)
Biological process (GO): antigen processing and presentation of endogenous peptide antigen via MHC class I via ER pathway, TAP-independent; positive regulation of T cell mediated cytotoxicity; antigen processing and presentation of endogenous peptide antigen via MHC class Ib
Cellular component (GO): external side of plasma membrane
Molecular function (GO): peptide antigen binding; signaling receptor binding
Source: RefSeq, a predicted model, not a curated record